This is a messenger RNA of Mercurialis annua (annual mercury), 853 nucleotides long. Its product is annotated as outer envelope pore protein 21B, chloroplastic-like. The transcript is spliced from 7 exons. The record is from RefSeq and is a predicted model, not a curated record. Gene Ontology annotation, biological process: regulation of monoatomic anion transport. Lineage: Eukaryota; Viridiplantae; Streptophyta; Magnoliopsida; Malpighiales; Euphorbiaceae. Gene Ontology annotation, molecular function: voltage-gated monoatomic anion channel activity. The coding region runs from base 75 to 647 and encodes 190 amino acids.
UUUGUUGAGGUGACCCAUUGGAAGAGAUAACAGUGAGGUAGGGUUUUGGUGCAAAUUCUGAAGCAAGACAUUGUAUGGAGACAUCUUUGAGAUAUGGAGGAGAUUCUACAUCCCUCAAAAUUCAUGCCAAGGAAAAAUUCCCUCUCGAUUCUAAGACUCACCUUCAGGUUCAUGGAGAACUAGAUACAAGAACUGGUGCCCCUAGUCAUGUUAGUGCAAUGAUCAGACGCUUCUAUCCAGAUUUCUCGGCUAGCCUUGGAGUGGGAGUGCAGUAUGAUAAACGCGAUAAGCUCAAUUACAGAAUUCGUGGGAAAAAGGCAUUUCCUAUCACUAGUAAUGCUCUUUUAACCCUUAAUCUUAAGGGAUGGUGCAACAUUGAUAAAGACUUUAAAGAGAGGAAGUCAACAGGCGCUGCAGAAUUUUCUUGGAGCAUAUUCAAUUUCCGGAAAGACCAGGAUGUUAGGUUUAAAAUUGGAUAUCAAGUGACUGAGAAGGGAGAGAUAGAGCAGCAGGUAAGAGGAAAAGGAAAACCACGAGGAGACAACAUUCAAAUGAUUAAUUCGGUGCCAUAUAUGCAAAUUAGGGAAAAUAACUGGACGCUAAAUGCGGACUUGAAGGGUAGAUGGAAUGUAAGAUUCGAUUUGUGAGUAGAGUUGAGAUCUUUUGGAGGCAUGAUGUAGGAGAUAUGACAUGAGCGAAGAUAUCAGUCUACCUGGUUGAUUUUGCUAGAGAAUAUGCUCAUGUUUGUAUCACACAGGAAUUAUAAUUUGCAUAUUAGUGUUAUAAACCUUGUGAUUCUUCCUCAAAUAAUGAUACACAUUUUAGAGAAGGGAGGAAAUUGAGUAUUUAUUUA